Molecule: messenger RNA, 387 nt
Organism: Branchiostoma floridae (Florida lancelet)
Lineage: Eukaryota; Metazoa; Chordata; Leptocardii; Amphioxiformes; Branchiostomatidae
Product: fibroblast growth factor receptor 2-like
Exons: 4
Coding region: 1-387 (128 amino acids)
Biological process (GO): cell surface receptor protein tyrosine kinase signaling pathway; protein phosphorylation; positive regulation of kinase activity
Cellular component (GO): signaling receptor complex
Molecular function (GO): ATP binding; transmembrane receptor protein tyrosine kinase activity
Source: RefSeq, a predicted model, not a curated record
AUGAUGAAGGACCUCGUUCCUAUGGUCGGACCCAGAGCGCGACUUAAAGCUGUGCUAAAGGAACUACACGAUUCUGCAUCUGACAGUGACAAAAAAGACCUGCUGGGAGAGCUGGAGAUCCUGGUGACUGUGGGUCGUCAUGACAACAUCAUCUCCUUGGUUGGAGCGUGCACCAAAGACGACCCACUGAGCAUUGUAGUUGAGUACGCCCCUAACGGCUGUCUGAGGGACUGGCUGAAGACCAACUCAGCUGAAGCCAUGAGCACUAACUCAGAGUACGAGAAUCAGCCUGCUCCAAUUUCUGAUCUUUCUAUGGACCUGCUCAUCCAGUUUGGCAUCGAUGUAGCCAAUGGGAUGAGCCACCUAGCGGCUAUGCAGAAUCAUUGA